AUGGCGAGAGGGGCAAAGGUCCACUCAACGGACCUGGGAAGGCCGUUGCCUGAUCUUCUGCGUAGACUCCUCAAACAGCGCAUGGUCCCGUUUGUAUUAGAGGCAAAGGAGGCAGAAGUGGCACUGAAACAACUAGAUCAGAACAAGGCCGCGGGCCCGGACGGGCUGCAUCCAGCAAUCCUGCGGCUUAUUGCUGACAUUAUUGCAGGUGCGCUUACUCAGCUCUACAACCGAUCCCUUGCCUCUGGAACGGUGCCUGCCGACUGGACCACGGCAGAAGUGGAGCCAAUCCACAAGGGAGGAUCAAGGGUGGUAAGCGCGCAGCAUCCAAACGCGGCUUGA
Echinostoma caproni is the source of this 342-nucleotide messenger RNA. NCBI's taxonomy places the organism in Eukaryota, Metazoa, Platyhelminthes, Trematoda, Plagiorchiida, Echinostomatidae. The record is from the annotation of a GenBank genome assembly.